GACUUUACCGCUGACGGACUCUGAAAUGACAUAAUGGUAAACACAGAAAGAAGAGCUCCAGUCUGCUUUCCUGCAUGGUUUGGCUGUAAGGAGUGGACAGCAUGCGUGAGUCAACAGGAGUUCAGUGGGAAGUUCGAUGAGUAACUAACCGUCAUGAUGAUGCACAGUCAGGUCAGAGCUGUAUCUGCAGGCCGAGGACGUCAUGUAAAGCCACAAACAGCCAUCCGGUGACCUUACAGCCAACUGAUUGGAUGAAAUCGUAAAGCUGAUGCCCCUGAGUGGAGGGGUUUUACUGUUUUUCCAUUGCCCGUAGUGAGUGUAUCUGGCUGCGUAACAUCGUUUGCCACCCAAAUUGGAUUGUACUGGAGAGUCCCGGGCGGCUGCCAGUCCUGUUCAGCUCUGGCAUGAAGCUGCAGUAGCUCCCAGAGGAAGACUCACAGACUGGAUGAAGGCCCUGUCUCGAGGUGGAGAGCAGGACUCGGCUUCAGCAGCAGUUCGUGAAGUCUGGAUGUUCUCUUCCUAGCGUACACAGAGGGCUUGCAUUUGUCCAGCCGACUGCUAGUUUUGUUUGUUGGACAUGUGCAUGCCACUAGCGGGAUUUUUGCUCCCAUUUUGGAAAGUAAUCUAGUUAUAAGACUUCCAGCCCGACUCCUGGUCCAUCCAUGGAGGGUCUGGAGCAGCUUGACAUGGUGGGCGACAUCAGCCCGGCUCUGGAGGCCACGGAGGACUUCAUCCACUGCAUGGACAGGAUGCAGGGCCAGGGUCCGAGCCAGGCUCAGACGGGGAACCUCCAGCCUCCCAGGCAGCCGAAGCAGCUGCAGGAGGUGUCCAGCGCCGCGCUGGGGAAGCUGAGCUCCAGCGGCGUCUGGAGCCUGCUGGCCGGAGAGCAGCCUGAGGUGGGGCCUCUGGGCCUGGCCUGGGCCGACAACUUCAGCGUGCUGGGGCUGGGGAUGGGCCUGAGGCACGGCAAGAGAAGCCGAGCGCGAUCCACCAACGACCUGGCGGCACAUAGCAAAGAGUGCACCAACAACACAGCCAGCUCCUCGUCCAACUCGGCCUUCAAGAAGGGGCACAACCGGUCCAGAUCGGAUGUCAACUACCGUCCAUCCGCGUACACAGACAAUGGCCUGCCCACGGUGGACUGCAACACACUGAAGAACAUGAUCCUCAACCACCAGCAGGAGGGUGAUAAAAGCAGCAGCAGCAGCAGUGUGGUGAAGCAGGGUGAGAUGGAGCAGCGUGAGGGGCCCCGGGGCCGCUGGACUCCCUGCCAUGUCGAGCUGACGCCCUGCGAGCUGCGACUCUACACUCUGGACAGCAGCGCCAAUCGCCAGCUGGGCACUGCCUACUCCCUUUCCCACUGCCAGAGCGUCAUCUCACCAGCACCCUGCAGCCAGCCCGGCCAGGCCGCCCAGCCCGCCGACCAGCGCACGCUCCAGGCUUUGUUCUUCAACUGCACGCGCCUCCAGCUGAGGGCGUCCAGCCAGUGGGAGGCCGUGGAGUGGAGGCGGCUGAUGUGGGAGAAGGUGCAGGCAGCCAGACCCACAAGGCAGGAGAACCGCCAGCACAAGACCGGGGUGGAGAACCAACAGGUCGCCAAGUUUCCCACGCCCAUGUCACCCUCGUCGUCGCCCUCUCCGUCUGGCCUGGACACUCGGCCCGACGGCGACAGCGACACCCCCACCUCCGUGGAGGCGUCGCUCUCUCUUCAGCCCGUCGUCCUGAGCAGACCCACCACCCUGCCUCUGUUCACCCAGCGCUGCCAGGACGUCCUCAAGGCCGGCCUGCUGCACCAGCUCAUGGAUCAGAACAACUGGCGGGCCUUCACCUUCGUCCUGACCAGGUCUGCUCUCCAGGCUUUCCCUACCGAAGGCCGGGGGUCUGUUUCCCAGCCCGUCCAUCAGUUCUCCCUGGCAUCCUGUCUGUCUGUACAGCACGAUCAGGAGCCGGAGAACGGAGAGCAGUGGACCGACAGAGGGGAAGCUUUCCAGGCCGUGUUCCCCAACGAGGUGCUCAGACUUCGGGCGGACGACCAGCUGAAGGCCCAGGAGUGGGUGGAGGCUCUGAGGGAAGCAGUCGGAGCGCAGAAACCUGCACAGGAAGAAGGGAGAGAGUCAGGAGAAGGACCCCCAGGCCUCCAAGGGGUGCUGCUGAGAUCCAAGCCAUCCCGGGAUAGGAGGCAGAGGGAGGCCCAGAGAGCCAAGAGGCAGUCGGUCACCACCAGUUUCCUCAGUAUCCUCACCUGCCUGGCUGUGGAGAAGGGGCUCACCGCUCAGAGCUUCAGGUGUGCAGGUUGUCAGCGUCCCGUCGGUCUCUCCAGAGGAAAGGCGAAGGUGUGUUACUACAGCGGCUGGUAUUACUGCCAGAGCUGCCAUCAGGACAACUCUUUCCUCAUCCCAGCUCGCCUGCUGCACAACUGGGACACCAGCAAGCACAAGGUGUCUAAACAGGCCAAGGAGUUCCUGGAGUUUGUGUAUGAGGAGCCGCUGUUGGACAUCCAGCAGCUCAACCCCUGUCUGUACGAACACUGUGAGGCUCUGAGCACCGUCCUGCGCCUCCGUCAGCAGCUCCAGUCUCUAAGGGCCUACCUGUUCAGCUGCCGGGCAACCAUUGCUGAGGACCUCAGGCGAAGGAUUUUCCCCAGGGAAUACCUGCUACAGCACAUCCACCUGUACUCCAUGGCUGACCUGCAGCAGGUGAUCGAUGGAAAACUGGCUCCCUUCCUGUCCAAAGUGAUCAAGUUCGCCAGCUCCCACGUUUUCAGCUGCAGUUUGUGUCGAGAAAAAGGCUUCAUCUGUGAGCUCUGCCACAACGGACAGGUCAUCUACCCCUUCCAGGAGAACGCCACCCGCAGGUGCGACGGUUGCGGCGCCGUUUUCCACGCCGAGUGUCGUCAGAAAGCUCAGCCGUGUCCUCGCUGCGUCCGCCGUGAACUCCACCACAAGAGGCCGUCGUCCUUCUGGUCUCCGGACGACGACAGUCCCGGCUGCUUCCACCUGCCCUACCAGGACACCUGAGACACAAUCCCUGGAGGUUAGGGCACAGCCGGACAGAGCGUCUGCUGUGUCUGACCUGCGGAGUCUGCAGGACGGACCUCGUGACAGUUUGAACCGGACGAUGAACGCACAACAUCGGACUCGUCGUCAGGUUUGUGUUUUCGUGUGUGUGUUCCCGCCAACGCACACACACACCUGAGCUGAGCCCCCCUCUAUCCGACAGGGAGAAAAAAACCAAGGACUGCUGCGUCAGGCUUGUGUUUUGUAGUCAAACGUCUUCACAAACUCGACCAUCUUCAUCCCUACAACACGGCACAAACCUUCACUUACCCCAGGAGUCACAGCUGUAAACUCACAGCUGGAGAACCGGAGAACAUCUGCAGUUUAUCUCCAAGCUUAAGCUCAGCAAUGACGUUAGAAAAUUAAUGACCAUUUACAGCAGCUGAUUAAUAAUAAUUAAAGAAGAUUUGCUGCUUCUCUGUGUGGUUUUGGACGGUUGGAAGAAGCAAACAAACGUCUUUCUGGCCUCUGGGAACUUGCAAUGGUUUGGUUGUCUUUGUUUACAAACUAAAUUACACAAAAACUGAGGGAAAACUGGAUUUAUCUGUAAUGGAAAUAAUCUAUAGAUAGGUUAGAUUAACCCCAGACCAUCUGAACAUGAAGCUCUCACUCUAGAGCUGUGAAGUUUGGCUGGAAAAAGUUGGUUUUCUUCUUUAUGGAAAGCAGCAGCUAAUAGAUUUACAUGAAGUAGAGACAAAUUUAACAUUAGAGUUCACAUCGUUUCUGUCUUAAAACAUCAGUCUGUUGCUCCUUUGGAUAAUAAAACAGGAUUUGCUUACUGUCGUAUUUCUCCCGGUUCUUUCUGAGCAUUAAUUUCCGUUUUUCAGAAUGAAUUCAAACCAAAGUGACGCAGGACAGUCUCCACAGUCCUGGUUCUGUGUGAAACUAAUCCAGAGUUGAACCAUUUAACCAUUUUCUGAACAUUUAGAGACAAAGCAGCUCAACUAUUUAUUGAAGAAGACCUAUUAAUAAAAAUAAUCUGUUCGUAAAAUCACAUUAAAUUAUACAUUUGUAGUAAUUUUUCAACAACAAACUACAGAAUCACACUGAAGUUAUUUUUUGUUGCUGCUGCUGUUUGUGAAGAAGCAGAAUCUAAACAUUUACAGUUAAAUUUAAGUCUUCAAGGAGAGCUGCUGGAAAAUUUCCAGAAAAUUGCCAUAAAAUUGCUAUACAGUUCCUGGAAAAUUCCCACAAAAUUACUGGAAAAUUCCCACAAACUUGCCAUGAAAUUCCUAAAAAAAAUUCCAGUAAAUUCCUGGGAAAUGUCCGUUAAAUUGCUAUAAAGUUCUUGGAAAAUUUCUACAAAAUUCUUGGAAAAUUCCCAUAAAGUUGCCAUAAAUUUGCUUUAAAUUCUUGGAAAAUUUCCACAAAAAUUCCUGAAAAAUUCCCAUAAAUUUGCUAUAGAAUUGCUAUAAAUCUUCCACAAGAUUCCCAGGAAAUUGCCAUGAAAUUGUUAUAAAAUUCUAGGAAUAUUUCCACAAAAUUCCUUGAAAGUUUGAAUAAAGUUGCCUUUAAUUUGCUUUAAAUUCUUGGAAAAUCCCCACUAAAUUACCAUGAAAUUCCCAUAAAGUUGCUAUAAAAUUGCCAGAAAGUUUUCACAAAAUUCCUGGAAAAUUCCUAUAAAUUUGCCAUAGAAUUGCUACAAAAUUCCCUGAAAGUUUCCAUAAAGUUGCCAUAAAUUUACUGUAAAGUUCUUGGAAAAUUCCCAUAAAGUUGCCAUGAAAUUACUAUAGAAUCCCUGGAGAAUUUUCACAAAUUUCCAGUAAAAUUCCCACACAUUUCCAGGAAGUUCUCUGAAGACUUAGAGAAAAAGCAGCUUACCUAUUUAUCAAAAAAGAACUGAUAUUGAAAAUAAUCCAUUAGUAAAACCACAUUAAACUAUAAAUUUAGUCAUUUUUCAGAGUCACGCUGAUGUUAAUUUCUGUUGCUGCUGUUUGUGAAGAAGCAAAAUCCAAACAUUUAACAGUUAAAUUCCCGUCUUCAAGGAGAGUGUCUGAUUAGAUUUUGGGUUCACCUGUAAUUAGAAUUAUUAGAUUUGGAUCUUUUUACCCAAAUAUAAUAAUAAUAUUAAUAACUAAAAUAUUAGCUGUGACUGAAGUAUAGAAUCCCUCCAUCCUUUCUCACAUUUUCCCUCCAGCUAAGUUAUUAAAUGUGUCGAUGUGGAAUGAAAGAUGAUUUUUAACUCAUUUUAUCAGUGUUCUGUACUGUAAAUGUGAACAGCAAACAGACUUUAAUUUGAAAGGGUCUCUGUCUGUCUGAGCACUUCCUCCUCCUCCAUCAGUGUGACUGUAAAAUGAAAAGGGGCAAUAAUCUACUGUAACUUAUUCUCUCAUUGCUGCCUUUCUCCUUCCUCUGUGCUUCUUCUUCUUGUGCUUUAUUCAUGCAGAACCUUUGGGACAUGAUAGCAGCUUUAGCUUUUAGUAUCUCUAUGCAACCUAGACGGCCUUUAUCAUCCACUGCUUUCACACGUAAAGGUCUGAAACACACUUUGUUUGUCUUCAUGCUGCUGCAGCGGCUGCGUUUCCGUCCAGUCUGAAGGAGGAUUUCAUGGAAAAUCUCAUAAAAUCUUGGAGAAAUUAUGCAGAUUGUUUGAUUGUAGCUGACGAAACAGCGACGCAAACUGAAAAUAUAUUCAAGAUUUAAUACAAUUAUGCAAAUAUCUGUCUCAGAAUCAGCUGUUUUUGGUUCAAAGUUUUUCAUGUCAAUUCAGAAUUGUACACUUUUUUCUUUCCUACACGAAAAAUAAUGUUGCUUCAAUCAGCAAUGAAAGAAAUAAAGUGAACUUAGUUGCACUGUUUGAAGAGUUUAAGUUUCUAACCAGCCUUCAGAUUCAUCAACUGCAGCUUUAACCUUUAAAAUGUCAGAAUUUAAAGCAUUGAUGGAAACCCAGCCGCUGUUUCUUCCUGCUACAUGUUUUCUUUUUCCUAAUAAACUGAAGUCUAAGUGCGGCCGGACGGCUUUUAUUUGAUUUCAGUUUUCACUUUUUUCCUCACCUGUCCAGCUCCAUCGUCUUUUUCAGCUUGUUUGAGCCGUAAAACUGUUUCUGAAGCAGAUUUGUGUUCCUGUAAUGAAGCAGCAGCUCUGGUUUUAUUCAGGAAUGUGUGUUUUUGUGGAGAUCAAACGAGGUUAUUUGUGUUUACGAAGCGUGAAGGAAACUUGAAUAGCUGAAUAUGUAGUUUACCAAAUGGCAAGAAAAAUGCACUGAAGUGAAAUUUAGUUUUGAAGGUUAAACCUGAAGCCGGCUGAAAUUAAAAAUGUUUACGUUGUUGUUGGCGGACUGUGCCUGAAGGAAAAGGUUGUGAUGGUUGGAAUCAGGGCUCCAGACGAACUCGUCACUGGUAACUUUGGUGCUCCCAACGUUUUGGUCGCACCAGCCAAUAAUCUGGUCGCCUCACCUCCUUAUUCUGGUUCAGCAUGGCCCAGCUGAGUUAAUGUCCACCAUCAUGCUGAAGAAGUGCUGUUUUAGCAGAGCCUAGUUCUCUGAUAAAAGACUUCAUGUUUGUAAAAGGUUUUAAUCUGAAAAUGCAUUUUGUGAUAUCAGACAUAAACUGGGCACAAACACUUAUCAGUAAAUGCUACAUUCAGAAAACUCACAAAAAAAUCCCAGAAAAUUGCCAUGAAAUUCCCAUAAAUUUCCUAGAAAAUUCCUGGAAAAAUUCAACAAGAUUCUAUAAAAUGAAAUUGCCAGAUAAUUCCCAUAAAGUUGCCAUAAAAUUUCCACAAAAUGCUAGGAAAAUUCCCAUAAAAUUUUCACAGAAUUGCAGGAAAAUUCUCAGAAAAUUGCAAUGAAAUUCCUGGAAAAUUUCCUCAAAAUUUCCAUGAAAUCGCCAGACAAUUGCUAUAAAAUUCCCAGAAAAUGUCCACAAAAGACCUGGAAAAUUUGCAUAAAAUGUUCAUGAAAUUCCUGGAAAAUUUCCAUUAAAUUGCCGGACAAUUGCCAUGAAAUUGCUAGAAAUUUCCUAUAAAAAAAGUCCCAUAAAAAAUUGUAGGAAAAUUGUCAGAAUAUUAAAUUUCCAGGAACAUUACAAUGAAAUUUCAAGGAAAAUCCCAUAAAAUGUCCAUAGAAUUCCUGGAAAAUUCUGAUAAAACUCCCAGAGCAUUCCCAUAAAAUCCUAUGGAAAUUCUAUAAAAUAGUGGAAAGUCAAAUGCGACCAGUUUAAAUUUUCACUCUCAAAAACUUUUCUCUCAGUCUGGAGCCCUGGUUGGAAGCUUUUUAUUUCUGAAUGUAAUUUGACUUCUUUUUUUUUUAACUUUUGAAAUCCUGCUCUUACUUUGUGUACUGUGGAGCUCAGCAUGUAUCAGGAAUUUUCUUUGAAUAAUGUUUUUUUAAAUUCAUCUUACAGAUUCCCCACAGGCCUAAAUCACACCUGAAGGUUUAGUUUUUCUGCUUAGAAAAUGAGAAAAGCAUAAACAAACCUCCAAGUACCUGAUUCUCUUGUCACAGAAUAGAAUAUGAACUCUAUUAGCAGGUCUUUAAACUGUUAGCUGUGAAAUUUGUGUUAAAUGUUGUGUAACAAGUUUUUGUGAAUCACUUUAACCUGAAAAUGAAAAGUGAUUUAGUUUAUCUGGACAAACUUUAUACACAAUUAAAACUUAGUAAUGUUGCCUUGAUACGACUUGACAUUUACACUUUAUACUAUAAAUAAAUAAACAUAAAUAUCCAUGUGGUGUGUAUAAGAUCAUAUGUAAGAUCAUAAUUAGCCAAUUCAUCCACAAUUAUUAUUUUUUUUUGGUAUUUUGUAGAAUAUUAGGAAUAAAUAAAUCACCUCCAGAUGCCUGCUGGGCUCCAUAAAUAGUCUCUAAAAAAGCUGAAUUUGAGGAUUUGAUCAGAGUUUUGUUGAUGUCUUUACUUGUUUUCUGCCGUUUGUUCAUUCAUACAUCAUUUAAGUGCAGUUUUGUGUUUGAUUUUUUACCGUUUUCUCUGUUUUAUUUGAGUUGAACCUGCUCUGUGUGACGUUCCAGAUGUUUUUCAGGUGACCGUAAACCUCGACACUGAGUUUAAUGUUUGGAAAUGAGUUCAUGUUUUUAUGUUCUGUGAUCAUGGCAGUCUGUUUUCAGUUUAGAACCUCUUGUACAGUAUUUAAGCAGAGGAACUGGACUGAAACUCAUCACUUUCGCACUUUUUAAGUUAUUGUUUUUUUUGAAACAUCGCAGCCGAGCCCUUAUGCAGCACAGGGAGUUGAUUUUCUGUAUGAUUUCCUUCCUCACUCCCGUCCGGUUUGUUCAGAUUUGUCCGCUAGCCACUGAUGCCAAUAAAGACAAACUUCUUAAUA
Messenger RNA from Acanthochromis polyacanthus (spiny chromis), 8329 nucleotides. It is a transcript of the gene plekhm3, whose product is annotated as pleckstrin homology domain containing, family M, member 3. The transcript is spliced from 9 exons. The coding region runs from base 663 to 3017 and encodes 784 amino acids. Lineage: Eukaryota; Metazoa; Chordata; Actinopteri; Pomacentridae. The record is from RefSeq and is a predicted model, not a curated record.